Molecule: messenger RNA, 3935 nt
Organism: Haliotis rufescens (red abalone)
Lineage: Eukaryota; Metazoa; Mollusca; Gastropoda; Lepetellida; Haliotidae
Product: zinc finger protein 420-like
Exons: 6
Coding region: 167-3343 (1058 amino acids)
Biological process (GO): regulation of transcription by RNA polymerase II
Cellular component (GO): nucleus
Molecular function (GO): RNA polymerase II transcription regulatory region sequence-specific DNA binding; DNA-binding transcription factor activity, RNA polymerase II-specific; histone methyltransferase activity
Source: RefSeq, a predicted model, not a curated record
AAACACACUCAUCAUUUGACUGUUAAUUUGCUGUCUGGCUUAUAAUGUUUUGGCAUGUAUUUUUCAAGCCACGGUACAGCGAUGUCUACUUUCUGAUUGUUUCUUUAUGAUGUUCAGGUUACAGAGAAGGGUGUUAUACUUUCUUUGUGGAUAAAGAACUUUAAAGAUGGACUUUAUUGUGAAACAGGAGCCUUUUGAGGAAAGUCUGUCUCCUCCAGAGUGUAAGAGACCUCGCAAUAACUGCAUGGACGUUGAGGUGCCAAGUGACGACCGUUUUCUGUAUUGCGAGGACUGCAACAAGGAGUAUGAAGGGGACUGUUCAGUACACGGACCUCUUCUCAUGGUGGCAGACACACAGGAAACACCAGGAAGCUCAGACAGAGCGUGGAAAACGAUGCCUGUUGGUCUGGAGAUUGAGGAAUCUGGGAUCCCAGGAGCUGGUCUUGGAGUUUGGGCGUCUCAGGACUUUGUUCCACGCACCUGCUUUGGGCCGUACGAGGGAGACUCCAUCCAAGAUGAGAACACUGCUCAUGGAUCAGGAUACAGUUGGCAAAUCCACACAGAUGAACAACCUUCCCACUUUGUAGAUGGCCAACACUGCAACACAGCCAACUGGAUGAGAUAUGUCAACUGUGCUCGAACAGAGGAAGAACAGAAUCUGACAGCAUUUCAAUACAAUGGUCAUAUCUACUACAGAGCAUACAAGAAGAUUGGUGUUGGUUGCGAGCUGCUUGUCUGGUAUGGACACAAGUAUGCAAGGAACCUUGGUAUCGAGAGACAACUUACACUCCAAGAGGGGCACACUGAAGAUAUGUACCCAUGUGACAGCUGUGAUCUUGGGUUCUCAUCUGUGGUGUUCUUGUGGAAACAUCUGAAGAAGAUGCAUGGAGGAAAACUGACUUCUCAGUUGAGGUUCAUAGUGAACACUCAGGGCAUAAAUAUUUGUGACUUAAAUGGGGAGAUAGCUAGCCAGAAGCAGAAGAGUGACACUAAGGGCGUUAACUUCAGUGGGGAGAUGGCGACCCAGAAGAGUGACACUAAGGGCGUAAACUUCAGUGGGGAGAUGGCGACCCAGAAGAGUGACACUAAGGGCGUAAACUUCAGUGGGGAGAUGGCGACCCAGAAGAGUGACACUAAGGGCGUAAACUUCAGUGGGGAGAUGGCGACCCAGAAGAGUGACACUAAGGGCGUUAACUUCAGUAGGGAGACAGAGGGCCAGAAGAGUGACAUUAAGGGCGUUAACAUCAGUGAUAUCGGUGGGGAGAUAGAGGACCCAGAAGAGGACAGCAACAAUGUCCUCAAUGAGGACGGAAACACUGGAGGUGACGGAGCAGAAACAGCUAAUCCCCAGAGACACAAACAGCAUCAGAGUGGGCCACUCCUUGAGUGUGGUGAGUGUGGGGAGGGAUUCAAUGCACCUAGUAAACUGCAGACACACAUGACAUGCCACACAGAAAUCCAGCCUUUUCCAUGUAAGGAGUGUGGGAUAACAUUUACUCAACUUGAACACCUAAAGACACAUAUGAGGCGUCACAUUGGAGUGAGACCUUAUUUGUGCAGGGAGUGCAAGAAAACAUUUAAACGGUUAGGAACCCUGAAGACACAUAUGAGGCUGCACAGUGGAGAAAGACCUUAUUCAUGUACAGAGUGUGAGAAAACAUUUACCGAAGUUGGACACCUGAAGACACACAUGAGGUGUCACAGUGGAGAAAGACCUUAUUCGUGCAGUGAGUGUGAGAAAACAUUUACACAAUUAGGAACCCUGAAGACACAUAUGAGACAUCACAGUGGAGAAAGACCUUAUUCAUGUACAGAGUGUGGGAAAGCAUAUACACAAUUAGGACACCUGCAGAAACACAUGAGACUUCACAGUGGAGUCAAGCCUAUUCCAUGUAAGGAGUGUAGGAAAACAUUUACAAGCUCACAUGACCUAGAAAGACACAUGAGACUACAUGGGGCAAAACCUUUUGAGUGCACUGAGUGUGGGAAAACAUUUGUACAAGCAGCUUAUUUGCAGAAACACAUGAAGUAUCACAAUGGUGUACGCCCACACAAGUGUAGUGAGUGUGGGAAAGCCUUUGUUCUAGCAUCUGAACUUAAGAUGCACAUGAGGUACCACAAUGGAGUCCGUCCGUAUCAGUGUGGUGAGUGUGGGAAGGCAUUUGCACAAUCAGGUGCCCUUAGUAUACACAUGAGGAGCCACGCUGGUAUCAAGCCUUAUAAAUGUAGCGAGUGUGGAAUGGCAUUUGUUGCAUCAGGUAGCUUGCAGCAUCACAUGAUGGGUCACACAGGGGUCCGACCAUUUCAGUGUGGUGAGUGUGGGAAGAUGUUUGCAAAAUCCGGAAACCUGCAGUCACACAUGAGGAGCCACAGUGAUGUCAAGGCUUAUGAGUGUGGUGAGUGUGGCAAGGCAUUUGUACGAUCAACUGGUUUGCAGAAACACAUGAAGUGUCACAUGGACGUCAAGUCAUAUAAAUGUGAUGAGUGUGGGGAAGAAUUUACAGAGUCAGGUUACCUGAAGCAACAUACAAAGUGUCACAUGGAAGUCAGGCCUUAUAAGUGUGAUGAGUGUGGGAAAGAAUUCAUAGAGUCAGGUGACCUGAAGCGACAUACAAAGUGUCACAUGGACGUCAAGCCUUAUAAGUGUGAUGAGUGUGGGAAAGAAUUUACACGAUCUUAUAGCCUCAAGAUGCACAUGAGAUGUCACAGUGGCAUUGAAUGUUAUCAAUGUAGUGAGUGUAGGAGAUCUUUUACUGAGUCAGGUGACCUGAAGCAACAUAUGAGAUGUCACAGUUGUGACAAGCCUUACAAGUGUUUAGAGUGUGGGAAGGCAUUUACACAAUCAGGCAACCUCAAGACGCACAUAAGAUGUCACAGUGGCAUCAAGCCAUACCAAUGUAGUGAGUGUGGGAAAGAAUUUACACAGUCAAGUAACCUCAAGACGCACAUGAGAUGUCACAGUGGUGUCAAGCCUUAUCAAUGUAGUGAGUGUAGGAGAUCUUUUACUGAGUCAGGUGAUCUGAAGCAACAUAUGAGGUGUCACAGUGGUGUCAAGCCUUAUGAGUGUGAUGUGUGUGGGAAGGCAUUUACGCAAUCAGGCAACCUCAAGGCGCACAUGAGAUGUCACAGUGGUGUCAAACCAUAUCAAUGUAGUGAGUGUGGGAAAGAAUUUACACAAUCAAGUAACCUCAAGACACACUUGAGGUGUCACAGUCGCAUUAAACUUGAUGAAAAUAGUGAGUCUGAGAAGGAAUUUACACAAUCGGGUAACAUUCAGAGACCUAGGACUGUUGACAGUGAGGCCAAAUCAUACAAGUGUAGUGACGUUUACACAGCCAUCUAACCUUCAGACACAGGUGUCAAGCCUCCAGAGUGUAGUCAGUGUGGGAAAACAUUUACAGAGCCAUCUAACCUUCAGACACAGGUGUCCAGCCUUAGGAGUGUAGUCAGUGUGGGAAAACAUUUGCAGAGCCAUCUAACCGUCAGACACAGGUGUCCAGCCUUAGGAGUGUAGUCAGUGUGGGAAAACAUUUGCAGAGCCAUCUAACCGUCAGACACAGGUGUCCAGCCUUAGGAGUGUAGUCAGUGUGGGAAAACAUUUACAGAGCCAUCUAACCUUCAGACACAGGUGUCCAGCCUUAGGAGUGUAGUCAGUGUGGGAAAACAUUUGCAGAGCCAUCUAACCGUCAGACACAGGUGUCCAGCCUUAGGAGUGUAGUCAGUGUGGGAAAACAUUUGCAGAGCCAUCUAACCGUCAGACACAGGUGUCCAGCCUUAGGAGUGUAGUCAGUGUGGGAAAACAUUUGCAGAGCCAUCUAACCGUCAGACACAGGUGUCCAGCCUUAGGAGUGUAGUCAGUGUGGGAAAACAUUUGCAGAGCCAUCUAACCGUCAGACACAGGUGUCCAGCCUUAGGAGUGUAGUCAGUGUGGGAAA